AUGGUAUAUUUGGGAAGUAAUAUAUUUAGAGGUAAAAAAGCUCAAGAAGCUUAUAAUAAAACCAUCUCAGGAAGGAUUCAACUUCUCAUUAAGAAGAAUCAUUUCUUAUAUUUUGGUUUACCGUUCAUGUUAUCAAUAGUUGUGGGAUCAGUUUAUUUGUCUAACUUUACUGCUAUCAAAUGGGAGAAAUAUGAUUUGAAACAUUAUCAAAUGAAUGAAUCUGAAAUGUUGAAUAUGAUUGAAAACAAAAGAUCUGUUGAUAAGAAGAAAGAUUGGUAUAAAUUACAAGGUUUCACCAUGGAUGAUUUGAAACAAAGAGAAGAUAAGAAGAAAUUGAAAGAAGGUAAUGAUGACUUUGAUUAUGAAAUGAUCAGAGUGAAGAGAAAGAAGGAAGAUGAACCUGUUUGGUAG
Messenger RNA from Yamadazyma jaroonii, 411 nucleotides. The record is from the annotation of a GenBank genome assembly. NCBI's taxonomy places the organism in Eukaryota, Fungi, Ascomycota, Pichiomycetes, Serinales, Debaryomycetaceae.